Molecule: messenger RNA, 2334 nt
Organism: Pomacea canaliculata
Lineage: Eukaryota; Metazoa; Mollusca; Gastropoda; Architaenioglossa; Ampullariidae
Product: zinc metalloproteinase nas-13-like
Exons: 11
Coding region: 180-1715 (511 amino acids)
Biological process (GO): proteolysis
Molecular function (GO): metalloendopeptidase activity; zinc ion binding
Source: RefSeq, a predicted model, not a curated record
AAGUCUUGUGGAAUUGAGGUCUGGUGAGAACGAGGCGCCGGUGCCAGAGCCGUCAGUCAACGGCAGGGUGAGGACGGUGUUCGUGUCGUUGUCUCUGUCGUUGCGUGGGGGUCGACGCUGUUGUUUUGCUGACAGUUGAUGAGUUGCUGAUACAGUUCAUAAGGAUAUCAAGAACAGUAAUGGCUGCUUUGUGCGUCUUUCUAUUAAUAACGGCUACAGUGGUCGAGCUCAGCUCACUUACCUCUGCCACAACUAUUGACUCCAUCAUAGCCGAAGCUGCUAAUUCUAGUCGCGAGUUCGAGUUUUUCUACGACGUGGGCAACGGUGACGUCAAAGUAGAGAUGGACAUGCUGUACAGCCGCGAACAGUGGAACGCCAUUCAGAGCGCCAUCGCCGCUGCAAGUUCAGGGUCAGGCAAGCGGGAGGCGAUCAAGGAGGGGGCGGGUGGACGGCGCUGGACUGACCGGGUGGUGCCCUACGAGAUCGCCCCCUACACCUUCUCCCCAGGUGAGGUGUCUCAGAUAGACGAGGCGCUGCGGGACUGGAGCCGCUACACCUGUCUCACCUUUCGGCGCGCCAGUGCCAGCGACAGGAACAGACUUCGCUUUGAGAACGGGGGAGGCUGCUACUCGCGCGUGGGGAUGGUUGGCGGCACACAGGAAGUGGGUCUGGCUGCUGGAUGCCGUGUGAAGAAGAUCGUCAUCCACGAGGUGGGCCACGCGCUGGGUUUGAACCACGAGCAGACGAGGCCCGACCGUGACACCUACGUGACUGUCGUCCGCGGCAACAUCUCGCCCAGCAUGUACUUCAACUUCCAGAAGUAUACGUGGACUGUCAUCGAGAACUACAACAUCCCCUACGACUACUACAGCAUCAUGCACUACGGCAAGACAGCAUUCUCCAUCAACGGCGGCAUCACCAUCAAAACCAGCGACGUGCAGUACCAGGACAUCAUCGGCAACCAGAACGGACUGAGUUUCCGGGACAUCAAGAACAUGAACAAAAUGUACCCGUGCGUCAAGGCCCCCAACUGCACCAGGCGGGACACCGACUGUCCAGGUGAGGGCUUUGUGGGCAAGGACUGCAGGUGCUGGUGUCCCGGCUCGCCCUACAAACUGUGCAACGGGACUGGCGGCACCGGCACUGGUCCUGGAGUGGGCGAGGUCACCGCGUGUGUCGACCGCAACAAGCAGUGCGCCUCGUGGGCCGCCGCUGGGGAGUGCGAGAAGAACCCCGACUACAUGCUGCCGUACUGCAAGAAGUCCUGCAACAAGUGCGCAGGAUCGUCUCAAAACAAGACUGGCCUCCCCCAGUGCCAGGACCUUGACACAUCCGGGAGCUGCGGCGUGUGGGCCUCUCAGGGGGAGUGUGUCGUGAACCCCGACUACAUGUUGGUGUACUGCAAGAGGUCCUGCAGCGUGUGCACAGGAUCCUCCACGGCGCCGCCGCCGCCAGCCUGUCAGGACCUGGACACUUCCGGUAAUUGCGCCGCCUGGGCUAGACAAGGGGAGUGCACUCGCAACCCCAACUACAUGCUGUCGCACUGCAAGCUGUCCUGCCAGGUGUGUGGACCGGUGUCCUCUCGGUUGUCCGCCUGUCAGGACCAGGACACCAGCGGCAACUGCGCCACCUGGGCUCAACUAGGGGAGUGCACCUCCAAUCCGCGCUACAUGAGGCUUUACUGCGCGAGGUCGUGUAACGCAUGCACUGGAUAAUGGAGACUGACUGACAAAAGCUCUGAUACUCUAAUGUUCGCAUUCUUACAACAAUUUUUGUGAACCUGUCGUAAUGUUAAGAAAGUGUAACCAGCAUAAAAAAUUAAUUUUGACCUCCAUUUGUCUACACUUAUGUCUGUCCUCUAUACCAAAUGUUUUACAGGUGUGCAGUGUGUAUUUUAUAUUCAGAACUAUUUUACAAUAAUAUUGUUUGUCGCUUAUUUAAUCAAAUUUUGUUGGCAUGCUUUAUAUUAAAAAUCUGGGUUUUUAAAAGCAUCUCACACGUACCUGUUUGAAAACAACUUAAUUUUAGUGUAAAUUUAAAGGCAAAUUUGAAAAAAGAAAAAUAUUUUGUGAACAGAAAUAAUUCAGGCUGUCCUAUGUAUUAUUGGGUGACAUCAAAAGAAAUGCUGUGUGCGCGCGUGGACAACAAUCACAGAAAUCUGCCAUGUUUAGGACAAUCCAAUGUAAGUGCGUGCCUGUAUGUAAAUGGAGUUCUGGCUGGCAGGUCAGCGGAUUUAAUAAUGAUUAAGACCUGAACUCUUACAUGUACAUAUGAAUGCCAUGUUCCUCUUUUGUAAUCUGUGUCUUGGCUCAUUAAAAAACACAAGUUCUGUCA